AUGAAGAUCGAUGCUGUAGAGAACAAGAAUCUGCUAACCUGGUUAUUAGACCACACUGACCCUGAUCGUAUGCUAAUUAGGAUUGGUGCAGGCAAGGUCCUUCCUAUCACCCCACAAAUAAUUAGCAUGGUUCUUGGUUUGCCUAUACGUGGUGAAAACUUCAAGCAAUACUCAUGGAAGGAAGGUAUCAUAUUUCGCCAGCAGCUUAUCUAUGAUCUUAACCAAAGUCUCACUAAAGAUUGUGACAUACAUAUAUCAAACCUGCAACAAGAGAUCUUAAAGGGAAAUGUGAACCCCCUCAUGAAGAGAUGCUUCUUCAUGAUACUUUGCAACAGACUUCUACUUCCCAGCAGCAGUAACACCAUUGGUUCAGUUGACAUCAAGAGGACAAUGGAUCACCAAUUGUUCGGAGUUGUUGACUGGUCCCAGGCUGUAUUCAAUGAUCUCCAGAUAGCUUAG
Messenger RNA from Miscanthus lutarioriparius, 459 nucleotides. NCBI's taxonomy places the organism in Eukaryota, Viridiplantae, Streptophyta, Magnoliopsida, Poales, Poaceae. The record is from the annotation of a GenBank genome assembly.